CGGCUCUUUCCGCGUUGGCUUUGGGAGUCCUCUUGCGUUUCCUGGAGAAACCAAGAAAAUGAAGGAGGAAAACAAAAACGAGGAAAGUCACCACCACUUCACGUAUCCUUUUGGUCUUCUUUGAAAUAUGUAUGAAAGAUGCUUAAAAGUGAAGAUGGCUUCUUGCCUGGAGAGCAAUUUGACAUGACCUUGAUCAGCAGAAGAGACAAUAAACAGAAAGAGGCACUGAAGAAGUUUUCUCUGUGUUUAGACCUUGGGCACAUUCCUGUAAGUAAGGUGAAUUCAACAGUCAAUAACAGAAGAGUGAGUAUCUUUGGAGAUCAGUCAGUGAUAAUAAAGGAUGAAAUUGGAAUGACCAGAAAUGUCUUUUAUGGGUUUUACAGUAAAUUUAACCUCCCACCAGAUGUUGACCCAAACUCCCUGAGCCUCAGUAUUUCAGGUCAACACAGUGUCACUCUCAGUGGUGAUCGGUACCAGCUAAAUGUCAUCAAUACCAAAAGGCUUUCUAAGUUUCCAGCACUCAAUACAGCGGACAACAAUGACCCUGUAGUAAAGCAAAAAUUGGCGUUUCUCGAAAACUAUAGUGAACAGAAUGUACAGCCGAAGACUGGAAGCCUGUCAAAUGCCCCUGAGCAGCAAGCCCCCGAUUUGAAGCCAAGCCCAACUGACACACUGAAAUUAGAAUACAAUUUACCAUUGCCUCAGGACACAGAAGAGGAUUUCCCACCACCCCCGCCAGAACUGCUAUACAGCUCCUCAAUGUUAGUAGGUAAAAAGGCUAGACAGCCCACAGGUAUAGUCCAACCACUAAUUGAUUUUUUUGAAAAUGAAAUCAAGAAUAAUUCACCAAACCCCACAAAGCCUGAACCCAUCCCAAAGGUAAAAGUGAAAAAAUUUCCAAGGGUAUCAAAGCGUUACCGCAAGUCUAAACGAGAGACAAAUAGUGUAGGAACACAGACUGAGCCAAUGCAAAUGUCUGACAUUGUCAAAUCCAGAAACGAGAAUAAGCAAUACAAUAUGAAAUCAAGUAAAGAAUCCCACUAUGGCACCAUGGGCCAGCUGUACAUUCCUUCAAACGAUAGUUACAAUCUCCGACAAUAUCCAGCCAAACAUGACACUAAAAUAUACAAAUCAGAGUUAAGAGAUAUUGUCCUGGAAACACAGGCUCAAGAUAAACGAUAUGUCAUCAGAACUAAUCCAGAAGCUAACUUACGAAAGGUCCAUCCAGAAAACAAGCAACGUAAGCCAACAUCAUAUCCUCAAGCCACACAAUUUGUACCUGUCAACCUAUCUCGAAGUGCACAGCGUCGUUCAGAACCCCAAUCACAAGCUGUAAAAGAUUUCAGCGAAAUCCGUGCAGUAAGUGAGGAAGAUUUCCUGACUAUCAACCCAAGCGACAAGAAUCAUAUUCCAAAAUCAUAUCUCCGUGGUAGGCAAAUUCCCCAGGAAAUUCCAUUAGAUAUGUGGAUAAAUUAUCUCAGAGAGCCAAACUGAAAUUGUCCAGGAUGUCAAAAGAUUCUCUACAAAAAUGGCCAGCAUCUUCAAGUACAAAAUAUUUCAAUCACCCAACGCUUCAUGCAAGCAAAUUCGUUUCAACAUUUCCUCCCCAGUGAGAUGACUGUCCAAAAGCUGAAUUCCAAAUUGUAUAAGCUCUCGGAAUAAUCUACUCUGAAAAUGAGCUCCUGGAAACAUCCUGGAACACAACAGUAGUGCAUGUCCAAAACAAAGAUUAUACAAGCAACCCCUUCAAGAAUUUCAAGAUCUCUCAAUGCAGCCAAUUAAAAGGUAACCCGCCCAACUAACGCCUGAAUCCGGCCUCCAAAGAAUUCAAAAUUUCUUGCACUAUUCCAAAGGCAGGAAUGAACUUUCAAAUGUCCAACUGCAAUAUUGUGAAUUUCUCCCAGCAACAACGCAAAUUAUUACCAAAGAGUGCAGCACUUUGCAUUCCUGUUUCUCCUACAAAAAUUGCCAUUCCACACAAUACCAUAUAUCAAUAUGUUCCUGUGCCAUGUCAUCUUUGAAACAUGUCUGUUCUCUGUAUUAUGUGAAGGAGAAUCUAACACAGAAGAGUUACCCCAGACUGUAAGCAAGCAGAAGAAAUCAGAGACAAGAAAAUAAGGCCAAUAGGUACUUAAAAUGUCUUUAAGCAUCAUUUUUGGAACUUCUGGAGCAGUUAGUUAAAGCAGUAACUGAUUUUACAUUGGUUUGAAGCACUGAGCAGCAAUUUCCUGUUAUGUA
Messenger RNA from Rhincodon typus (whale shark), 2238 nucleotides. RefSeq lists its product as uncharacterized. The coding region runs from base 139 to 1494 and encodes 451 amino acids. The record is from RefSeq and is a predicted model, not a curated record. The transcript has 3 exons. NCBI's taxonomy places the organism in Eukaryota, Metazoa, Chordata, Chondrichthyes, Orectolobiformes, Rhincodontidae.